AUUAACACCCUAACCUGCACCUCCCUUAUAACACUAACAACACUAAUCAUACCAAUCAUAAUCACCCCCACAAAUGCCUACACAAGCAAAAACUACCCCCACCACGUAAAAAACAUAGUCGCACUAGCCUUCGCCGUCAGCAUAAUCCCAGCAAUAGCAUUUAUAUACUCAAACGAAGAAAUAACCAUCUUCAACUGACACUGAACAACAAUCCAAACAAUAAAAAUAACAAUAAGCUUCAAACUAGACUAUUUCUCCACAACAUUCAUACCAGUGGCCCUAUUCGUCACAUGGUCUAUCAUAGAAUUCUCUCUAUGAUAUAUAAAAUCAGACCCCCACAUCAACCGAUUCUUCAAGUACCUACUAAUCUUCCUAAUCACAAUAAUAAUCCUAGUAUCCGCCAACAACAUAUUCCAACUCUUCAUCGGCUGAGAAGGAGUAGGAAUCAUAUCUUUCCUCCUAAUCGGCUGAUGGCACGGACGAACAGAUGCAAACACAGCAGCCAUACAGGCCAUCCUAUACAACCGCAUCGGAGACAUUGGACUAAUCCUGUCAAUGGCAUGAUUCCUCACAAACCUAAACUCAUGGGACCUCCAACAAAUCCUCAUGCUAAGCCCCGAGAACACAAACAUCCCCCUAGCGGGCCUACUACUAGCAGCAACUGGAAAAUCCGCACAAUUUGGGCUACACCCAUGACUCCCCUCAGCCAUAGAAGGCCCAACCCCAGUAUCAGCCCUACUCCACUCCAGCACAAUAGUAGUCGCAGGGGUAUUCCUACUAAUCCGAUUCCACCCCCUAAUAGAAAACAACAAAACAAUCCAAACAACAACCCUAUGCCUAGGGGCCAUUACAACCCUGUUCACAGCCAUCUGUGCUCUCACCCAAAACGACAUCAAAAAGAUCGUGGCCUUCUCAACCUCAAGCCAACUAGGUCUAAUAAUAGUCACCAUCGGAAUCAACCAACCACACCUAGCCUUCAUACACAUCUGCACCCACGCCUUUUUCAAAGCCAUACUAUUCAUGUGCUCCGGAUCGAUCAUCCACAGCCUAAACGACGAACAAGACAUCCGCAAAAUAGGAGGACUUUUCCACGCCCUCCCCACUACCACCUCCGCUCUCAUUAUUGGCAGCCUAGCCCUAACAGGAACCCCAUUCCUAACAGGCUUCUACUCUAAAGACCUAAUCAUCGAAACCGCUAACAUAUCCCACACAAACGCCUGAGCCCUGCUCAUCACACUAGUAGCCACCUCCCUCACAGCCGCCUACAGCACACGAAUCAUCUUCUUCACACUAUUAGGACAACCCCGAUCCAACACCCUAAUCAACAUCAACGAAAACAACCCCUCACUAACAAACCCAAUCAAACGCCUAAUGCUAGGGAGCAUCUUCGCCGGAUUCCUACUAUACAACAACAUCCCCCCAACAACCAUGCCCCAAACAACUAUACCACAAUACCUAAAAUACACCGCCCUCGCCACUACAAUCCUAGGCCUAAUCAUAGCCCUAGAACUGUGCAACCUGUCCCUAAACCUAAGCCACAAACCCCCCUCAAGUGCCUUCAAAUUCUCAACCUUACUAGGCUACUUCCCCACAAUCAUUCACCGCUCAGGACCCCUCUGAUCACUAACAACAAGCCAAAAACUAGCAUCCCUUAUUCUAGACCUAAUCUGACUAGAAAAUAUCAUACCAAAGUCAAUCUCACACUUCCACAUAAAAGCCUCCCUAAUAACAUCCAACCAAAAAGGCUCAAUCAAACUAUACUUCCUGUCCUUCGCAGUGACAAUAGUCCUCGCUCUCCUCAUAUUCUAUUCCCCCGAGUAA
This is a messenger RNA of Manis javanica (Malayan pangolin), 1821 nucleotides long. Lineage: Eukaryota; Metazoa; Chordata; Mammalia; Pholidota; Manidae. The record is from the annotation of a RefSeq genome assembly.